Glycine soja is the source of this 1825-nucleotide messenger RNA. RefSeq names its product zinc finger CCCH domain-containing protein 6-like. The transcript is spliced from 4 exons. NCBI's taxonomy places the organism in Eukaryota, Viridiplantae, Streptophyta, Magnoliopsida, Fabales, Fabaceae. Bases 255 to 1547 code for a protein of 430 amino acids. Gene Ontology annotation, molecular function: metal ion binding. The record is from RefSeq and is a predicted model, not a curated record.
AAGUGACAAUAGAUAAUUUUGGGAUGAGAGCUUUAUGAAAAGGGCAACCUGGGAAACAUGAUUCUAAGCAGCGAAGAAGAACUGCAAUAGAUAGAUGGGGUUCUUGCGAGUGUGCGUGACGGUUAGGGCAAGGCUCUUAAAGUUAUAAAUAGGUGCCACUCACUAGGGUUUACUCUCUCUUCCUUUCGGCAUCUUUAAUAUUUCCUUCUCCAUACUCGCACAUUUUGAAGACGUAAAACGAUUGAACCCUAAAUAUGCGCCGAUUGCAAACAUUGAAACAAGUUUCAUGGGCCUCCGAUUUAGAUCUUUGUCAGGUUAGGCUAUUCUUAUCAGAGGAAUCUCCUUCACAGGUUGGGUUAAAUUCUCAAGAUAACCUCCAAGCAAAAACAUCAUUGUCGUUGCGUCCAGGUGGAGCAGGUUCUGAUGACAUUCUGCCUCCUGGAUUUGAGGGAACUCAUGCUUCAAGUCAGUUUGAGAUUAAGCCAUCCCAGAUACCAGUUAUUAAGUGGAUUACUCCUCAAAAGAUUGUUCUAAAUGUCACAUGGCGGGUAGUGUCUGGGGAAGAAAGCAAAGAAGCAGAGGAUCAAUGUCAGAGGGAGAUGAGAGUACUGGAAGCUAUUUAUCCUCGCAUAUCUUCCAUUCCUCUAAACCCUUCUGUUUCAAUGGAUGUUGAAGAGUUCCAUUGCAUUGAUGGUCAAACUACUUUGAUACCAAUAACGCCAGUUGAAGAUGAAGAUGCAGCAGCAGAAACAUUAUCGUAUUCCUUGGAACCAUUUCAUGUUUCCCAAUCUCUUCAAUUAGCUUCUGGUGUUCUGAAGGAUUCAAACUCUGCUACAAGUAUGCAGUUAGCUUGUGGUCUUGCAUCUGAUGUAGCUGUUGCUGCAUCUGUUGCUUUAACUAACCUUGUGAAGAGCAAUGAACAUGGAAAUUUUGUUGACCAUGAAUUACUUAAUAAUAUUCUCAACAAUCCAGAAGUGAUUGAGAAGUUGGUUGGAGAUUAUGGAGCUAUUAAUAAUUCACAAUAUGUACAUAAUGCGGGGUCAUCCUUGGCGGCUUUUUCAAAUCCUCCUAUUCCUAUUCAAGGACAAACCACUACACCUUCAUCGGUUGUUUUUUCAACUACUUCUUCCUAUACUCCCCCUAUUGGAGGUCAGGCGGAACCUGUUACUACCCAAUGGCCUCCUAGGCCUGCAGUGAGUUCAGCUAUUGUUUCUUCUCCCAUUGAGGUCCCUCCUGCAAGAGAUGUAAACUACUAUAAGAGCUUAAUUCAACAACAUGGAGGACAUAAAGAAACACUUCCAUACUCCAGUAAACGUCAGAUUCCUCAGGCAGCAACAAACUAUGAGACAACCUCCUACAAUCAUAGAGGUAAAGUGUCAAAACCAAAGAUAAUGAAGCCUUGUAUCUUUUUCAACAGUUCUAGAGGAUGUCGGAAUGGAGCUAACUGUGCCUACCAGCAUGAUGCAUCAUUUCAGCCACGGGGUAAUACUGUGUCAGGGAUACAAAGUUCAAAGAGGAUGAAAAUGGAUCAUGAGAUUAGCAAUUAAAAUGAACUCUAUUGGCUGGUGUUGUUGAUUGCCGUUCAUUUUGAUGGGGACGACUGAAUGCAAAUCCAUAUCAUAUGCGUCUGAUGUGGUCAAGUUAGCAUUUAAUUUAAUGAGCAAUUGCGAGCCUUGUUUGCUGAUAUUUUUAAAUGCUACAUGUAUAAUUUUUUUAUUGAAAGACUCUUCAUUUUCUUCCCUUGUUUGAGAAUCUGUCAAAAUUGUUGCUUUUCUUGGUCAAUAUUUUCAUGAUUGUAAUUUUAGAUGGAGACUGAUUGAAGGUA